Aspergillus japonicus CBS 114.51 is the source of this 876-nucleotide messenger RNA. Its product is annotated as ankyrin repeat domain-containing protein. NCBI's taxonomy places the organism in Eukaryota, Fungi, Ascomycota, Eurotiomycetes, Eurotiales, Aspergillaceae. The transcript has a single exon. The coding region runs from base 1 to 876 and encodes 291 amino acids. Gene Ontology annotation, molecular function: protein binding. The record is from RefSeq and is a predicted model, not a curated record.
AUGCACGCAAGACUACCUUCUUCCCUGGAGGAAGAAGAGCCAGACGAGGAGAGCAUCUGGACCCCCCUCCAGCUAGCCGCCGCACAAGGCAAUCUCCCCCAAGUGAAGAAUCUCUUGAGUCAAUCCUCCAGCAACCCCAACGAGCCCGCCCGCGGCUACUACGGCCAAACCGCACUCCAAGCGGCUUCAGUCAACGGACAUCUUGAUGUAGUCCAGACGCUCCUAGCCGCCGGGUCGGAAGUGGAUGCUCCCGGCGGCAACAACGGCGGCCGCACCGCGCUGGCCCUAGCCGCAGGCGCCGGCCACUUCCCCGUCGUCCGCCAUCUGGUCGUUGCCGCAGGCGCGGACAUUAGCCGCCCUCCGCACAAAUACAUGGGGCGCACCGCCGUGCAGGCCGCAGCGGAAGGCGGCCAUCUCGACAUCGUACGAUGGCUGUUGCAUGAAAGUAAACAGCAGCCCGGCGCGGUGAUCAACGCGCCCCCGGCUAGCAACCGGGGCCGGACCGCACUGCAGGCCGCGUCGCUGGGCGGCUAUGACGAGAUGGUGGAGUUCCUGCUCCAUGCCGGUGCGGAUGUGAAUGCAUCCGCCUCGAGAUAUCAUGGCUUCACGGCGCUCCAGGGCGCGGCCUUCGUCGGUCACCGAACCACCGUCCGUCGACUGUUGGCGGCUGGCGCGGAUGUGGACGCCCCCGGCGCCCGCUACAACGGCUACACGGCGCUGGCGGCAGCGGCAGAAGGCGGCCACGCGGGCAUUGUGCGACUCUUGCUGGACGCCGGCGCGGAUGUGGCCAUAGUAUCUGGGAAUAAGAAUUGGACAGCGUUGCGGUUUGCGGUCUCGCGGGGGCAGAAAGAGAUUGUGCAGCUUUUAAGUAGAUAA